UGCUCUUGCUGUACAUUUGUAAGUAAGCAAGGCGUCUGCUGCGAAAAAUAUUCAUUAUAGUUGCUGAAAAUAAGUUGGUUCGUUGAAUUUAACAAAGACAAGUGCAAUGGCUGAUCUAAACGAUUCCAAUGGAAAUUACGACGAUAACGACGAGCAAAUUUCGGAACCCGAGCAGCUACGUAAGCUGUUUAUCGGCGGCUUGGACUACCGAACCACCGAUGAGGGCCUCAAGGCGCACUUCGAGAAGUGGGGCAACAUUGUCGACGUUGUCGUCAUGAAGGAUCCGAAAACGAAACGCUCGCGAGGAUUUGGCUUUAUCACGUACUCGCAAUCGUAUAUGAUCGAUAAUGCACAGAAUGCGCGUCCCCACAAAAUUGACGGACGCACCGUGGAGCCAAAACGUGCCGUGCCGCGACAGGAAAUCGAUGCACCCAAUGCCGGUGCCACAGUGAAGAAAUUAUUUGUUGGCGGUCUGCGCGACGAUCAUGACGAGGAGUGCUUGCGCGAGUACUUCAAGGAGUUUGGCCAAAUUGUGGGCGUGAACAUUGUGUCCGAUAAAGAUACUGGAAAGAAGCGCGGCUUUGCGUUUAUCGAGUUCGAUGAUUAUGAUCCCGUGGACAAAAUUAUCCUGCAAAAGACGCACAACAUUAAGAACAAGACGCUCGAUGUGAAGAAGGCAAUUGCCAAGCAGGACAUGGAUCGCCAAGGUGGUGGCGGCGGCGGUGGUGGUGGUGGCGGCGGCGGCGGUGGUGGCCGUGGCGGUCCUGGCGGCCGUGUUGGUGGUCGUGGCGGAGAUCGUGGCGGCCAAGGCGGCGGCUGGGGCAACAAUCGUCAGAAUGGUGGCGGCAAUUGGGGCUCCGGUGCUGGGGGCUUUGGCAACAACGGCAAUUUUGGCGGCAGCCAAGGCGGCUCCGGUGGCUGGAAUCAACCGAGCGGCCCCUGGAACAAUCAGGGUGGCAACAGCGGUGGCGGCGGCGGCGGUGGUGGCUGGAACAAUGGCGGCGGCUACAGCGGCGGCGGUGGAAACAGCAACGGCAGCUGGGGUGGUGCCAAUAGCGGGGGCAGCUUCAGCAACGAUUACCAACAGAGCUAUGGCGGCGGCCCACAGCGCAACAGUAACUUUGGCAACAAUCGCCCAACACCAUACAACCAAGGCGGUGGCGGUGGCUUUAACAAGAGUGGCACCCAGGGCAGCGGUGGUGGCCAGGGCGGUUUUAAUAGUGGCAAUAACUACAAUACAAGCCAAGGAGGCAAUAUGGGCGGCAAUAGACGCUACUAGCCGAGGUAAACACUUACAAAAUCAGUUCAAGCUAGACAAAAAGGCAGUCUAGGCACAGGCACAGGCAGAGAGAGAGACAGGCAGGCAAUCAAUGACAGUGAGAGGCAGUUAAAAAAUCUGGGCAAGUCAGGCAGACAAGAUAACAAGCAAUAACAAAAAAUAAGCAAGUAAUCAGCAGCAGCAGCAGCUAAACAGAAAAUGCAGUUUGCAGUUAUCAGGCAAUCGACAUUGUGCCCUCAAGACCAGCCUAAGCAACUAACUAAUCCCAAUAAAAACAAAAAAAUUAAAAAAAAAAAAAACCAAAUAAAAACCCAAAAACAAUACAAAAAACUAAUUAUGUUUGAUAAAAACCAGAGCAACCGACUCACUUCAACAAUAUCAACAACUUAUUGCUAAUGUCUUGUCUCAAUUAUACACACAUACAUUUAAUUUUUAUGAUCAAUUCGUGUUUAGGAUAUUAAGAACCUUGAACGCUUAGUUUUAACUAAAUUAACACAACAUGCAAAAAACAAAAAAAAAAAAAUACAAAAAAAAAACCAAACAAAAAUCAUAUAUGCCUAAAUCAGAGAAAUAUACUAAACCUAUAAAAUUUUAUUUAUACAAUUGACUAUGGAUAAUGAAUGCAUCUUAUGCAACGAUUCUCUUUGAGAAUCGAUUGCCUAUCGAUUGAUUGUGAAUUUAGGUGGCCGCGUAAGCAGCUUCCGUUAAAAAAAUAAAGGUAGUGUACCUUUGAAAUUCAAUUUAGAUCGUAGAUCAACGAUAACGAUGCUCGCUCAUUGUCGUACUUUCCACUUUCUCUAAUUUUAUAGCAAAGCAGCGAAAACAAUUUUUAAGUAAAAUAUAUAGAAAGAAACCUAUUUUGUAAUACAUUUUUUUAUAUAUUUAAGCAUUUUUAUAUAUGAAUGAUUUCAAUUAUUUGAGAAAAUACUACUACCCCCUACAAGAGUCAAAUCCUGUUAAUCCAUAAUGUGAUCGAUGAAUGAUUACAACAAAAACUAUUACAAACAAGCAAAUUCCGAAUAUGUGAAUAUGCAUUACCGUUACAUACCAAUUUUGUUAGCGUAUAAGAAAGACGUAUGUAGCUGCUACAACAAUUGAUUGAUUUUUGGUACAAAACUACAACUACAAACAAUACAAAAUUAAUAAGAUACCAUGAAAUUGUCUGUAAUUAGUAAAUUACGAGGUAAAAACGAAAGCUAAACGAAAAAUAAAACUAAUGUUACCCACCCGAAAAUUUCGACUACAGAGAGCAGCACAAACAAAAAAAGAAAUCCACCCGCGGCCAGAGGAAUCUAUGAAUCUGUAUCUAUAUAUAUGCAGAACAAUCAAAACAAAGAUAUAGUGAGUUCUGCACUAAGGUAGGCAAACUGUGUAUGUAAUGAGAAACCAAAAGAGAAGCGCUUUUGUAGAUUAUUACCGCAAUAUUGCAUUACCGCACUUUGCGUCAAGUUUAAACAACUAUAAACAUGUUGGAAUUCGCUUACUAAUACACUACGUGUUUCUUUUGCAAGACUGGCUGAAGUGCUGGAUACUGAAUUGCGUGGCAACGCUGGUUCCCAAGGAGCUCGAGCUCUCUUAGGAUUUUUGGUUGGCGUGGUUGCACUUAACUGGAGCUAUUGCUUCAAGGACCAAGGUAAGUCUGGGUAUAUAAACCAACUACAUUCUGUCAUUUUUACGGAAAGUAAUGCAAAUAAAAUUAAUUCCAUAAAACUCAA
Molecule: messenger RNA, 2994 nt
Organism: Drosophila grimshawi
Lineage: Eukaryota; Metazoa; Arthropoda; Insecta; Diptera; Drosophilidae
Gene: Hrb87F
Product: heterogeneous nuclear ribonucleoprotein 87F
Exons: 4
Coding region: 107-1279 (390 amino acids)
Molecular function (GO): RNA binding
Source: RefSeq, a predicted model, not a curated record